AUGAUGAAAACCAUCCAGUCAAAAGGCAGAAUUGUUGUAUUUUGUGGGACAUUUUCCGAUAAAGAGGACUUCCUGGUAAGCGUCCACCAAGCGAAUCUGACCACUCCAGAAUACGUGUAUAUAUUCCCACCAUACCGCUCCCUGAAUGCGCCAGAAACACCAUGGGUAGAUAACACUAACCCAAAAAAACACAUUCUCCUAGAGGCUAGCCGAGCUGUUCUACAGAUUUCGUUGUUUUUUCUUGAUGAAGAAGAAGUAAGAGAUUUUACAGAAGCACAUGAUAUUAAAAUGGCUGAGUACUGGAACUACAAUAUGACUGGGAACAAGAAGGUGACGUCGAAUUACGCCACGUUUCUGCACGACUCGACGUACCUGUACGCGCUGACGCUGAACAAGACACUAGAGGCGGGAAAGGACCCUAGGAACGGGACGUUGUUUAUGGAGACGGCUAAAAAAUUGUCUUCAAAGCGGAUGAAAAUCAAAGAGAACAUUGUCUGGCGGACAGCGGAUGGCUCGGUGCCACGUGACACCCCCAAAAUGUGUCAGCCGAAGCACGAUAAUGUGAACCCUUUUAUUGGGGCCUGUGUGGACCCCAAGAAUCCCUGUACGCUGACCAUGUACUGUGAAAAAGGCAGUCUACAGGACAUUCUGGAAAACGACAGCAUCCAGCUGGACAGUAUAUUUAAGGAAUCGCUCAUCUUUCACUUAAUCAAUGGCAUGCUUUACUUACACAACUCCGUCCUCUGUUCCCAUGGCAACCUGAAAAGUUCCAACUGUGUGAUAGAUAGCCGCUGGGUUCUGAAGGUCACUGACUUCUACCCAACAGGAGUGGUGCCAAAGCGCAACGAUAACGCGGGAGAGUACGAGAUUUACAGAGGCAAACUGUGGACAGCACCAGAAAUACUCAGGGCGCAAGCGCACGUUUGCCGAGGCUCACCACCAGGGGACGUCUUCUCGUUCUCCAUCAUCCUCCAGGAGAUCCUCUACAGAGCUUUACCCUAUUUUAUGGAGGAUCAUUCUCCUCGAGAAAUCGUUGAACUUGUGAAAUCAGUGAGAACAACGCCAUUCCGCCCAGAAUGCCCACAAAGGCCAGAAAUCAAAUCCGAGUUUAUCCGCCUGAUGCAACAGUGCUGGGACGAAGCCCCCUCCUCGAGACCCACAUUUCCCGAGAUCAAAAAAUCUGUGGAGAAAAUCAGCGAGAGAGGAAGAAUCAGUAUUAUGGACCGCAUCGUACAAAAACUGGAAUCGUACUCCAGCAAUCUGGAGGACAUUGUACGUGACAGAACCAUGGCGCUAAGGGAAGAAAAAGUGAAAACGGAUUCGCUGUUAGGCCAGAUGCUCCCCACAGUAGUAGCGGACAAAUUAAAACAGGGCGAGUAUGUGUACCCGGAAUUGUAUGAGGAAGCCACGGUUUACUUCUCGGGCAUCGUAGGCUUCAUGGAACUGGCGGCGGAGAGCUCGCCCAUGGAAGUGGUGGUCCUCUUGAAUGACCUCUAGGAAAUGCUCGAUAACCUCUCAGCGACCUUUGACGUCUACAAGGUGGAGACGAUCGGAGACUCGUACAUGGUCGUCAGCGGGAUCCCGGUGAAAAACGGAUCUCGACAUGUGACGGAAAUUGCCGACAUGUCUCUUCGGGUGCUGGAAUCGGCUCAGACGUUCGUUAUCCGCCAUCGCCGGGGAGAAAUCAUACAGCUCCGUGUUGGCUUCCACAACGGUGCUUGCUGUGCAGGUGUGGUAGGACUGGUCAUGCCACGAUACUGUCUGUUCGGGGACACUGUCAACACAGCCUCCAGGAUGGAGUCUAACGGGCUCGCUUUAAAGAUCCACAUUAGUGAGCAAACCUACAAUGCUCUGUCAAAGUUCAAAGGUUACCAAAUGACAAAGCGAGGUCAAAUGGCGAUCAAGGGAAAAGGAAUGCUCACAACCUAUUGGCUGAAUGGAAAGUCGAUCAGGACAACGAAGGAGAUUAUUGUCCAAUGA
This is a messenger RNA of Liolophura sinensis, 1980 nucleotides long. Its product is annotated as receptor-type guanylate cyclase gcy-28-like. Gene Ontology annotation, cellular component: plasma membrane. The record is from RefSeq and is a predicted model, not a curated record. Gene Ontology annotation, molecular function: protein kinase activity; adenylate cyclase activity; ATP binding. The transcript is spliced from 16 exons. Gene Ontology annotation, biological process: cGMP biosynthetic process; protein phosphorylation; receptor guanylyl cyclase signaling pathway. Lineage: Eukaryota; Metazoa; Mollusca; Polyplacophora; Chitonida; Chitonidae.